Molecule: messenger RNA, 1244 nt
Organism: Trifolium pratense (red clover)
Lineage: Eukaryota; Viridiplantae; Streptophyta; Magnoliopsida; Fabales; Fabaceae
Product: L10-interacting MYB domain-containing protein-like
Exons: 3
Coding region: 79-969 (296 amino acids)
Source: RefSeq, a predicted model, not a curated record
AAAGGAAAAAGUUAAUUAAUAAAAUCACGAGUAGCAAAGAGGUAAUCGGAGAGAUUGGUGUUUCUCUCAGUCGAGCAGAUGGCAGGCCAUAUUACAAGGUCAAGAAGGCUAGCAACGUUGCAGCUGGAACAAUCAAGGGCUAAGUGGACAGCAUCACUCACUAAGACACUUGCAGACCUGAUGGUUGACCAAGUACACAAAGGGAAUAAACAAAACAAUUCAUUCAAUAAGAAAGCAUGGAAAUAUAUUUGUGAUGGAUUUUACAACAAAACAGGUCUGAAAUGGGAUAAGGAACAACUCAAAAAUCGACAUUCAGUGUUGAGGAGGCAGUAUGCUACUGUGAAGUCCAUUCUUGAUCAAGGGGACUUUAUUUGGGAUGAAGUCACAGGAUUUAUAAGGGCGGAUGAUGAAAUUUGGGAAGAAUACAUCAAGAACCAUCCGGAUGCCGAGACUGUAAAAAGUGGCGGCUGCCCAAUCUUUAAUGAGCUAUGUACAAUAUUCGCUGAGCCAGCAACCAAUGGAAAGCAUGAAUAUUUAGCUGCAUCUGACGGGGAACAUACACCUACCGCUCCUUGUCCAGAGUUCUUGAGCACACAUCAGGAGGAGGAGUCAUCUGAAACUGAGGACGAUGAAGAUGGAAAUGACCCUCAAACAGUUCAACCUACAGCAACUUAUAGCAGUCGGAAAAGAGGACGUAAAGGAGUUGAUAAUGCUAUUGCAGACGCUAUAUUGGAGAUGGCAUCUGCUUCAAAGAUGAGGGCAGCUGCCAUAGAACAACUUAACUCUAAAUACAGCGUAGCUGACUGUAUUAAGUACUUAGAUUUGAUGCAAGAUGUUGAUCAACAACUAUAUUUUUCUGCUCUAGAUCUUUUCAAUAAUCCCAAUGCUAGGGAGGUAUUUUUGUCUCUAAAAGAGGAUAAACGAUUAACUUGGUUGCACCGCAGGUGUGCUGUUGUAUACAAUAGAUAGGUGAAAAAUAUAUGAAAAUAUAUUCUUUCAAUUGUGAUAUCAAAGUUGAAGGAUUUUUCAGUUUUCGGAAGAUUUUAGCUAUCUCUUCGUUAGCCGGAGAGGAUUUGAAAGCUGAACAGUCUGCCAAAUACACAGGCAAGUGUCAUGAGUUUGGUAGUUACCAUUCUCCAUGGAAAUGCUUGAAUAUUCUUCAUUAAGGUGAUGUUUGAAAGAGUUUAUAUAUGUUUUGUAUCAGUGUUUGAAUAUAGUCAUAAAAAAUAACUCGUGUCUAUAAA